AUGAACCCUCCCUCUACAAAGGUCCCCUGGGCCGCCGUGACGCUGCUGCUGCUGCUUUUGCUACCGCCCGCGCUCCUGUCGCCGGGAGCGGCAGCGCAGCCCCUGCCCGACUGUUGCCGCCAGAAGACGUGCUCCUGCCGCCUCUACGAGCUGCUGCACGGCGCGGGCAACCACGCGGCCGGCAUCCUCACGCUGGGCAAGCGGCGGCCGGGACCCCCUGGCCUCCAGGGCCGGCUGCAGCGCCUCCUGCAGGCCAGCGGCAACCACGCAGCCGGCAUCCUGACCAUGGGCCGCCGCGCAGGCGCAGAGCCAGCGCCGCGCCCCUGCCCCGGGCGUAGAUGUCCCGCCCUGGCCGCUCCCUCUGCGGCGCCUGGGGGACGGUCUGGAGUCUGAGCCGUUGCUCUGGCCGGGUUCUGGCCCUGCCCUCUCCUCGCUGCCCGCCGGGUGUCAGCCCUCAGAAAAAGGGCAAUAAAGACGAGUCUCUG
Messenger RNA from Panthera uncia (snow leopard), 485 nucleotides. RefSeq names its product hypocretin neuropeptide precursor (gene HCRT). Bases 1 to 393 code for a protein of 130 amino acids. The transcript has 2 exons. Lineage: Eukaryota; Metazoa; Chordata; Mammalia; Carnivora; Felidae. The record is from RefSeq and is a predicted model, not a curated record. Gene Ontology annotation, biological process: neuropeptide signaling pathway; feeding behavior.